Paramecium tetraurelia is the source of this 870-nucleotide messenger RNA. RefSeq lists its product as uncharacterized. The transcript is spliced from 4 exons. Gene Ontology annotation, biological process: lipid metabolic process. NCBI's taxonomy places the organism in Eukaryota, Ciliophora, Oligohymenophorea, Peniculida, Parameciidae. The record is from RefSeq and is a predicted model, not a curated record.
AUGAAGAAAAUCCUUCUGAUAAGUCUUGUUAUCGUAUUGUCAUAUUAGACAGUAGAGUAUAACACAUUUGACGAACCGUUUGCAAAACACUUGUUUUACUUAACAUCAGCAAGUUAUUGCAGCGAACAACACAUUAGGAAUUGGAACUGCGGCAAACCAUGCAAAGAACUCAAACCAAUCACUGAUAUUACAAUGUUCAUUAAUGCAACAAAUGAGAAUGCAGGAUACGGUGCAUAUCAUCCUGAAACUGAUGAAAUCUAUUUAGUUUUCCGAGGAACCUUGCCAUGGAGUAUCACUAAUUGGAUCGAGGAUAUUGACUUCAUUAAGACCGAUUAUCCUUAUUGUCCCAACAAUUGUUAAGUUCAUAGAGGUUUCUAUUAUUCUUUCCUGGGAAUUUAAGAUUAAGUUUUGACCACCUUGAAAUCAUUAACCAAGAAGUAUCCCCUCGCCAAGAUAACCAUUACUGGCCAUAGUUUGGGAGGAGCUUUGGCUCACCACGCUCUGGUGUAUUUGGCAACGAGAGGAUUUACUAUUAGCAAAUUCUAUACUUUUGGAUCCCCAAGAGUUGGUGACAAGAACUUCUUUACUUACGUUAACUAACAACUAUUCCCAGGACCCAAAUAUAGAGUCACUCAUAACCACGACCCAGUUCCUCAUCUUCCAGCACUCAUUUAAGGAUUCCAUCAUGUGAACCAAGAAGCUUAUUAUAAGGACUUUUUGUUGGUCAUCCACAAGAAAGUUUAAUUAUGUAAUGACAGUCUCAAAGAAGAUGACAGUUGCUCUAAUGCUAAUUUAGUCGAUUUAUCUGUAUCUGAUCAUGCCAAUUACAUGGGUUACGACAUGACAUUAGAAUUACUCACUUGUUAGUGA